Saprolegnia diclina VS20 is the source of this 4334-nucleotide messenger RNA. RefSeq lists its product as hypothetical. The record is from RefSeq and is a predicted model, not a curated record. Gene Ontology annotation, cellular component: vesicle; cytoplasm; actin cytoskeleton. Gene Ontology annotation, biological process: vesicle transport along actin filament; actin filament organization. Bases 33 to 4289 code for a protein of 1418 amino acids. Gene Ontology annotation, molecular function: ATP binding; microfilament motor activity; actin filament binding. The transcript has a single exon. NCBI's taxonomy places the organism in Eukaryota, Oomycota, Saprolegniomycetes, Saprolegniales, Saprolegniaceae.
UCCGAGACAGGCGGUCUCUGCCACUAGCCAAGAUGGAGUGCGUCGGGCGACGGGUCUGGGCCUUCCACGGCGACGGCUGGCAGCUCGCGUCGGUCCUCGCGCCUGAGGCCGACAACGUCCUCGUGCAGCUACCCUCGGGCGCGGCCAAGGUCCCAGCCGCGGCCAUUCACCCGUGCAACCCGGACGACCAGCGGCUCGACGGCGUCGACGACCUCACCGCGCUUGUGCAUUUGCACGAACCCGCGAUCCUCAACACGCUCCAAGUGCGCUUCCAGAAGAAGCUCAUCUACACGAGCACGGGCGCGAUCCUCGUGGCCAUCAACCCCUUCGCGGCGCUGCCAGCGCUGUACGCCGACGAGGCCAAGAAGUGCUACAUGGAGCACGCGAGCACGGACGAAGCGCUGCCACCGCACGUCUACACGAUCGCCGACAAGACGUUCCGCGCCAUCACAUCGGCAUCGUGUAGCAACCAGAGCAUUCUGGUCAGCGGCGAGUCGGGCGCGGGCAAGACCGAGACGACCAAGAUCAUCAUGAACUACCUCGCAUCGGUCUCGAGCGUCAACCCGCAGGACGCGGCAAACGAGAAGGACAACGUGCGCGACCGCAUCCUCGAGUCCAACCCGAUCCUCGAAGCCUUCGGCAACGCCCGGACCAACCGCAACAACAACUCGUCCCGCUUUGGCAAGUUCAUUCGCCUCGGCUUCGACCGCAGCGGGUCGCUCCUCGGCGCGUCCAUCUCGACAUACCUUCUCGAGCGCGUCCGGCUCGUCUCGCAGGCCAAAGGCGAGCGCAACUACCACAUCUUUUACGAGCUCUUACGUGGCGCGUCGUCCGACGAGCUCCAUGCGCUGGGUCUGACGCCGUCGAUCGAGCACUAUGGAUACCUCAACAGCAGCCAGUGCGUGGACCGCAAGGACGGCGUCGACGACAAGGUGCAGUUUGCGCUCACGCGGACGGCCAUGACGACCGUCGGUCUCUCGCCCGUCGAGCAGUCGAGUGUUUUCCAGCUGCUCGCGGCGGUCCUGCACCUCGGCAACCUCAAGUUUGUCAAAAAGGGCGUCGACGGCGCAACCUUUGCCGAGAGCAGCCACAGCCUCGUGCGCACCGUGUGCACGCUCCUCGGGCUCGUGUCGACGGACCUCGAGUCGGCGCUGUGUACGCGCGAGAUCAUUGCCGGCUUUGAGCCCGUGCGUAUGAACCUCUCGGUCGAGACGGCUGGGAUGAUGCGGGACGUCCUCGCCAAGACGAUCUACGCGCGCGUCUUUGACUGGCUCGUCGACCGCAUCAACGUCUCGAUCGCGUAUUCGAGCAGCGGCAGCGAAGGCAGCAACCACAGCGGCGGCGCGUACCCGACGAUCGGGAUCGUCGACAUCUUUGGCUUCGAGAUCUUUGCGACCAACUCGCUCGAGCAGCUCUGCAUCAACUUUGCCAACGAGAAGCUCCAGCAGCUCUUCGCCCGCUUCGUCUUUGAGAUGGAGCAGAAGGAGUAUGCGAAGGAGGCGAUACCGUGGACGUUUGUCGCGUACCCCAACAACGACGCGGUCGUCGCGCUCUUCGAAGGCCGACCGAAUGGCAUCUUUUGUCUGCUUGACGAGCAGUCGCGGCUCUCAAAGGGCAACGACCGGACGCUCGCGGCCAAGUACUACGCAAGCUUUGCCAAGCACGCGCCGUUCUCAGCGUCCAAGCUCGAGCAAGGCCUCAACUGCUUCUCGAUCCAACACUAUGCGGGCAAGGUGCAGUACGCCACCAAGGGCUUUUGCGAGAAGAACAAGGACCACGUGCCCGACGAAGCGCUGAUUGCACUGACGACCUCGAGCAACAUCUUUGUGGCCGACCUCUUUGAGGACUGGGAGUACGCGUCGAACCGCGGCGACCACGACGACGUUCAGCGCCACUCGACGCCCGACUUGCACCCGGUGAGCGCCACCGCCAAGCUCCCGGCGCGGUCGUCGUUUUCGAGCCAGCCGUCGCUGUCGCCGUCGCGCAAGCUCAGCCACCGGAGCUCGUCCGUGUUAGCGUCGACGGUCUCGCUCAAGUUCAAAGUGCAGUUGUCGUCGCUGCUGGCGACCUUGUCGGCGUCGGUGCCGCACUUUAUUCGGUGCAUCAAGCCCAACGACGCGAUGCAAGGCCACCUCUUUGACAAGCACCGGGUCCUCGAACAACUGCGCUGCUCGGGCCUUGUCGAGACGACCAAGAUUUCGCGCAUGGGCCUCCCGAUCCGAAUGGCGUUAUCGGCCUUCCUCGAGCACUACCAGUGUCUGCACCCGACGCUGCGCAGCGUGGGCCGGCUGGUCCCCGCGCUGCAGACGCGGAUCGCCGCGCCGUUCUACAUCGGGAAGACCAAGAUGUUCCUGAGCCAUGAUGCGUUCGAGCAGCUUCAAGCAGCGGUGGUGACCACGCGGGCGAGCGCGGCCACGACGCUGCAGGCGCACGCGCGCCAACACCUCGCCACGCACAAGUACCAGCGUCUUCGCGCCAAAACGAUUCUUGUCCAAGCGACCGUGCGCGGCUUCUUGGGGGCGCGUCGCUUCCGCACGCAGCGCGGUGCGGCCAUGUGUCUGCAGCGCCAUUGGCGGCAGCUCGUGCACUACCGCGCCUUCCUCCACAACGCCACGUGCAUGCAGCGCGCGUGGAACAUUCUCUUGCGCUGGAAGGCGGUUGUCGCCUACAAACACCGCUGCGUCGCCGCUCGCAACGAGCUUCUGUGCCGAUACAUCGGUGCUUGGCGUGCAGCCAAGGCGGCGGCGCUCGCUCGAGCCCUUGGCGCUGUACGUCACUGGCAGCGGUAUCUCGAGCAGCAAAAGCACUACCGAGGCGUCCGUGUCGACGUCAUUCGGCAGUUUGUUCGCUGCUGCCGCGCCCGUCGCGCGUUGCGGGCGUCCGUCGUCAGCCACUGGCAAAGCAUUGUCGCGGCCAACGCCCGCCGACGAACGCAUCUGGUGCUGCGCUUUGUACAGCAGCACCGCGACGCCAAGGAAGCGAUCGAGGCGCAGGCGCGCAAGUGGAGUCUCGACCUCCUCGAGGCCGCGACCACAGAAGAAAAGACACAGCCCGAGGCCGAGCACAGCAGCGACGACGACGAAGAUGUCCACGCCGUCGUUCGCCUCUCAUCGCCUUCGAUCGGGCGGCGGCGGUCGUCGUCGGCAAGCCGGCUCUCGUCGCAGUACACGCUUCGCUGGGAGCGUGGCGUGCUCGGGCUUUCGUUUGACAUUGCAUCGGGCGUGCCGGUGGUGUGCCGCAAGCACGAUGCGCUCUCCGACUGCUCGGGCAUCGCCGACGUGGCCAAAGGCGACCAGCUCCUCGCGAUCGGAGAGCACGUGCUGUGCGCCGACGCCGACGACAUGGCAACGGUGCUCUCGGAGAUGGCGCCGCCGGUCUCGCUCCGCUUUUGGCGCAGCCCGGUGCGCGCGCGGACAUCGUCGGCCUGCUCGUGCUCGUGCUCGUCCGAUACGAUCACGAUCGGUGCGACGCCGAUCCUCGAAGGCGACGCCGACCUCGACGACGAGGCGGUGCACGAGGCCGACGCGUUUGACGUGCUCUUGACGACCGAGGACGUGUCUGUUGCGUUUGCCUGGAAGGCUCACACGUGCAGCCAUGACGGCUUUGUGCGCCCUGCCGUCGACGGCUUCCGCGGCCAUCUCGAGAGCGUCAAGGGCUUGCCCAAGCUGCGGCCGUCCGACAUUCUCUUGUCGAUUGCUGGGACGCCCACCGCGCACAUGACGUUUGAAGCGGCGAUCGACCACGUGGCGUCGGCGCCCCGCCCCGUCGUCUUGCGCUUCAUCGCCGGGCCGCGGCCGUCGCAGGCGCCGCGCUCGACACCGCGCGACUACAUCAAGUGGUUCUUUCAUACGAACGUGGUCUCUCUCGAGUGGGACGACGACGUCCUCGGCGCCGAGCUCAAGCGCGUGCGCUACUCCGAGUGCCUCCGCGUGGCCAAGCUGCACGGCGGCGGCUGCCUCGCCGCACACAACAUGCACGUGGCGUCGCCCGAAAUGCGCGUCGACGUCGGCGACAUCCUUGUCCGCAUCGAUGACGCGCCGCAGUCGUUUGCCGCUGCGUUGCGUCUGCUCCAGGAGCAGCAGUCGCGCAUGAUCAAGGCACCGCUGCGCCUGACGUUCGAGCGGCCGUCGCCGUACACCCAAGGUGUCAACGCGCUCUCGCGGACGAUGGACCGAGUGCUCGAGUGGGCCGAGGCCGACGACCUUGUGUGGCGCCUCAUCGCCGGCGUCGUGCUCUUCUACUGCAUCUACUACCUCGACGAGUUUCUCUUUGCGCCCUUUGCUUCGUAGUUUAGAGACUCUGUCAUCGUCAAUGAGGAGGCUUAUUUACAUCUG